Messenger RNA from Helianthus annuus (common sunflower), 1317 nucleotides. RefSeq names its product basic leucine zipper 34. Bases 174 to 983 code for a protein of 269 amino acids. The transcript is spliced from 4 exons. NCBI's taxonomy places the organism in Eukaryota, Viridiplantae, Streptophyta, Magnoliopsida, Asterales, Asteraceae. Gene Ontology annotation, biological process: positive regulation of DNA-templated transcription. Gene Ontology annotation, molecular function: DNA binding; DNA-binding transcription factor activity. The record is from RefSeq and is a predicted model, not a curated record. Gene Ontology annotation, cellular component: nucleus.
CACACACAAACCACUUAGCUGUUACUAGCUGUCAUCUUCCAUGUGACCCACCGGCCACCAAUCCAUUAAUCCCCCCCAAACUCUCAAUCCAUUCAUCAUUAUUUUCCCCCUUCACUUUUAACUGGUUUUAUAUUCCUAACUAGUUUUAUACCCGUCCGGUGUUUUUAUUUCGCAUGGCCCAAUUGCCGCCAAAAGCGCCAGCAAUGUCGCAAAAAUGGCCCUCAUUCGCCUCGCAGCAGCCGCAGAGCUGGAUGGACGAUUUCGUCGAUUUCUCAUCGGCUAAAAGAAACUCUCACCGGAGAUCCGCUAGCGAUUCAAUCGCAUUUGUUGAAAUUCCGUUAAUUAGUACCGGAAAUAAAACGUUAACAUCUUCUUCUGAUAAUAACGGAUUUGAACGGUUGGAUGAUGAGCAGCUUAGCUCUAUGUUUUCUGACGAUUUCGCGGCGAAUCUUCCAACGUCGUCUCCUCCUUCUGAUCAAAAUAGCGACAAUGACGAACAUAAAACGACGUCGCAACAGGAACAACCGCAAGUGCAGCUGAAGAUUGAAAACGAAACAGAAUCUGUUAAGCCUCAAGUUACAUUUUCUAGUGAAAGUGGCACUGUUGUUGAUCCAAAAAGAGUUAAAAGGAUAUUGGCGAAUCGUCAAUCUGCUCAACGGUCGAGAGUUAGGAAGCUGCAUUAUAUUUCUGAGCUCGAACGCAGCGUUACAACUUUGCAGACGGAAGUAUCGACAUUAUCGCCACGGGUAGCGUUUUUUGAUCACCAGAGGUUGAUUCUGAAUGUGGAUAAUAGUUCGCUGAAGCAAAGGAUUGCUGCUUUGGCUCAGGAUAAGAUCUUCAAAGAUGCUCACCAAGAACAAUUGAAGAAAGAGAUAGAGAGAUUAAGAAGAGUUUAUGAAGAACAAAACAUGAACAACAAGGUGGACGCAACCAGCGGUUCGCCGCCACCGGCAGCAUCCGUUACCGGUACGGAUGAUGAGUGAGCUUGAAUGUGGGAGUUAGAAGGAUGAUUGUGCGUGGUGGGGUGGUGCUAAACUACGCCCAUGCGGCCAUGUGAUGUGUUUGGGUGAGUGAGUGGUCCCUUGAUUGGCAUGUGAAUAGUUUUAAUAUAGCUUGGCUUCUUUUAUGCUUUUGCCGCUAUGACAAGAAAUAGUAAUUGUGUCUUUCACUAUCUUUUCUAUUUCUUUUUCAUCUUUUAAAAAAUUAAUUUAUUUAGAUUUUUUUAUAGGAUUUGUGGGGGUAUUGGAUGUCUUGGUGCAAGAUAUUGUUCUCAUUGUCUUUUUGUUUCUUUCUCAAUUUUCAUUCCUAGUUUCUUGA